AUGGCUGAAUCCUCCCGAACUAUCCCGAUCGAGCCCGCCACGCCGGUCCCCACCCUAUCCUUCGGCGUCGUCGGCAUAGGGCGCAUGGGCCAGCGCCACGCCCUCAACCUGCUGCGACUGAUCCCCAACGCGAAGCUCGUGUGUGCGUGCUCACCAGCCAAGGCCGACCUGGAAUGGGCCGAGAAGGAGCUCGUGCCGUACGGCGUGCAGGUCUACGCGGCCUUCGAGGACAUGAUCCAGCAUCCCGGUCUCCAGGCUGUCAUCGUGUCGAGUCUGACAACGCUGCAUUACUACCACACCGUGGAGAGUCUGAAACGAGGAGUGCAUGUCCUCUGCGAGAAGCCGGUGUGCGAGACUGAAGAUGAGCUGAAGCAACUCAUCGAGCUCACGGAAGCAAACCCGGAAAUCCGGUUGAUGGUAGGGUUCACUCGGCGCUUUGAUGCUUCAUACGCCGCCGCGCUGGACCAAGUCCGUUCCGGAGCCAUCGGCAGGCCUGUGACCCUGAGAUUCCAGUCCUGUGAGAAAUACGAUGACUCGCCUUUCAUUCACAGCUACCUCUCCCGCUGCGGUGGCAUCUUCCUCGACUCGGUCGUGCACGACAUCGACCUCAGCCUCAUGUACCUCGGCGACCUCGCCCUCCCCUCGCGCUGCAUCGCCUUCGGCUCCGCCUCCCUGCACCGCCACCUGCGCUCCCCCUCCGACCACGCCUCCCACCGCGGCGACGCCGACAACGCCGUCGGCAUGGUGCAGUUCCACUCCGGCGCCAUCGCCUGGUACUACAACAGCCGCACCGCCGCGGCGGGGUACGACAACGCCUCCGAGAUCUUCGGCGAGCGCGGCAAAUUGUCCGUGAACCUGGUGGCGCGGCGGGAUCGUCUGGAGAUCGCCGACGGAAAAGGCCUGAGCUGUCAGAGUGUCGAGUCGUGGUACGAGCGCUACAGAGAGGCGUUUGUGGUGGAGACGCGCCAUUUUGUGGAGGCCGUGUUGCAGGGGAGGGAGGUGGCGGUGCCGAUCCGGAGCGUGUUGACGGGGUUGAGGAUUGCGUUGGCGCUGCAGGAGAGUUUGGGGAGGGGUGGGGCGGUGGUGAGGUUUGAUGAGAGGGGGGAGAGGAUUGUGGACGAAGAGUCGGCCGCGAAGCUGUGA
Messenger RNA from Cyphellophora europaea CBS 101466, 1143 nucleotides. RefSeq lists its product as uncharacterized. Gene Ontology annotation, cellular component: cytoplasm. Lineage: Eukaryota; Fungi; Ascomycota; Eurotiomycetes; Chaetothyriales; Cyphellophoraceae. The coding region runs from base 1 to 1143 and encodes 380 amino acids. Gene Ontology annotation, molecular function: oxidoreductase activity; nucleotide binding. The record is from RefSeq and is a predicted model, not a curated record. Gene Ontology annotation, biological process: NADPH regeneration. The transcript is spliced from 3 exons.